Molecule: messenger RNA, 324 nt
Organism: Vicia villosa (hairy vetch)
Lineage: Eukaryota; Viridiplantae; Streptophyta; Magnoliopsida; Fabales; Fabaceae
Product: secreted RxLR effector protein 161-like
Exons: 1
Coding region: 1-324 (107 amino acids)
Source: RefSeq, a predicted model, not a curated record
AUGUAUAGAAGUUUGGUUGGAAGUUUGUUUUAUCUAACAGCUACACGACCCGAUUUAAUGUUUGCUGCUAGUUUACUCUCAAGGUUCAUGAGUAAACCGAGUCACUUACACCUUGGAGCAGCAAAAAGAGUUCUAAGGUAUGUCAUGGGAACCAUGGAGUAUGGAAUCAGGUUUGAAAAGAGUUUUAAACUCAAAAUUAAAGGCUACUGUGACAGUGAUUGGGCUGGAAGUGUUGAUGACAUGAAAAACACUUCUGGUUAUGUGUUCAGCCUGGGUUCAGGAGUAAUUUCUUGGUGUUCGAAGAAACAAGACACUGUAGCGUAA